AUGGGUGAAGAAGUACAUUAUCGUGGAACGCUUGACGGACAUAGUGAUUGGGUUACCCAACUUGCAACAAAUGCUCAACAUCCCGAACUUCUGCUUUCGUCAUCCCGAGGUAUGUUUAUUUGUUUGCGUUUAUUCGUAGAUAAAACCCUAAUAAUAUGGGAGCUUCAGGGCCAGCAGGGUAAAUUUGGUGUUGCCAAACAUGCUCUUCGCGGUCACAACCACUUUGUCAGUGAUGUUGUCAUGUCAUCUGACGGUCAAUUUGCCAUUUCUGGCUCCUGGGACAAGACCCUUCGUUUGUGGAAUUUGACCACUGGCCAAACUGCCACGCGCUUCACCGGCCAUAAUGGAGACGUUCUCAGCGUCGCUUUCAGCGCUGACAACCGUCAGAUCGUUUCUGGUUCCCGCGAUAGAACUGCCAAACUUUGGAAUACCCUCGGUGUGUGCAAAUACACCUUCGACAAUGAAGGCCAUACUGAUUGGGUUUCUUGUGUCCGUUUCUCUCCCAAUAUGGAAACUCCACUCAUAGUUAGCUGUGGUUGGGAUAAAGUGGUUAAGGUGUGGAAUCAGCGCAACUGCAAGCUGAAGACUGACCAUUUUGGACAUACUGGUUACCUUAACAAUGUCACUAUCUCUCCCGAUGGUACCCUCUGCGCUAGCGGUGGAAAGGAUGAACAGGCGAUGCUGUGGGAUCUGGCUGCCAGCAAAUACCUAUACACCCUCCCCGGUGGGGCUGAGAUUAACGCCCUCUGCUUCUCCCCCACUCGCUACUGGCUUUGUGCUGCUGCCGGCCCCUCUAUUAAGAUCUGGAAUUUGGAGGACAAGGUAUUGGUGGAGGAUCUCCGCGUAGAACCCGCCAUCAACACGGAGUCAAAGAAGAAACCCAAGCUUCCUGUCUGCACAUGCCUCGCAUGGUCAGCUGACGGAUCUACCCUCUUUGCUGGCUACACUGAUAAUCGUAUCCACGUUUGGCAAUUUAUGCACACUGCUGAAUAA
Messenger RNA from Echinococcus granulosus, 993 nucleotides. RefSeq names its product Guanine nucleotide-binding protein subunit beta-2-like protein. The record is from RefSeq and is a predicted model, not a curated record. NCBI's taxonomy places the organism in Eukaryota, Metazoa, Platyhelminthes, Cestoda, Cyclophyllidea, Taeniidae. The transcript is spliced from 2 exons. Gene Ontology annotation, cellular component: nucleus; cytosol. Gene Ontology annotation, biological process: rescue of stalled cytosolic ribosome; positive regulation of protein phosphorylation. The coding region runs from base 1 to 993 and encodes 330 amino acids. Gene Ontology annotation, molecular function: translation regulator activity; ribosome binding; protein kinase C binding.